AUGCAGUGCGUCGCACGUGGAAGUGUCUCAGUCGCACGCCGCAUCGUCAACACGGCAACAUCGCCACGCCAGACUCACUCUGCUGCUGCUGCUGCUGCUGCUGCUCCCAUUGCCACCGCUUGUACUGCUGGUGCCGCUGCGGGUGGUGCUGCAGAGGCGACGCGGGGCAAUGGGCGAAUGGCAGUUGCGGCAACCUCGCCAGUGCUCAAACACAUGGGGGUUCGCUCCAUCGCGACAAGCGCAGCCACCCUGAGCCCACCCGCCUCGUCUGCCGCAACCAUCACCACAACCCCACUGCAUGCGAACAGCGCCAGUGGCAGCGGCAGCGGACCGGACGCGGCGUCAGGAACCGCGACGGACGCGAGUGCUUCGGCCGACGCUCCGGCUGCUCGACGACGACCACUGCGCGUUGAGGUGGUUGAUCUGGACAAGGACUUUGAUCGUAUCAUGGCGGGUGCCUCGCGUCCAGCUGCAGCGGCGCCGGCGAAUGCGUGGACGGCAGAUGUGUUUGCGCACCAAACCCGGUCGGCAGACCUCAAGGUACACACCUCAGCUGCUGCUGCUGCUGAUCCGAGCAUAGCAUUAGCAUUCGCAUGA
Molecule: messenger RNA, 597 nt
Organism: Capsaspora owczarzaki ATCC 30864
Lineage: Eukaryota; Filasterea; Ministeriida; Capsasporidae
Exons: 1
Coding region: 1-597 (198 amino acids)
Source: RefSeq, a predicted model, not a curated record